GCAAAUCCUGCGCUCCCAAAUGUGUGGCUGUGGUUGAGAACAUUUGGAGGUUUUGCUUUGGUCUGGUUUGUUUACUGUCAGGCUUUGACUGGGUUUCAGUUCUCUCAGGCAGAGACAACCAUGGCUUUCUUUGUGAAAAGCAUGAUAAGUAACCAGGUAAAGAAUUUAGGAUUUGGAGGGGGGUCUGAAGAAAAGAAAGAAGAAGGAGGGACCUCGGACCCCGCAGCAGCUCAAGGGAUGACUAGAGAGGAAUAUGAGGAGUACCAGAAGCAGAUGAUUGAAGAGAAGAUGGAGAGGGAUGCUGCAUUUACUCAGAAAAAGGCAGAGAGGGCAUGCCUCCGAGUCCACCUCAGGGACAAAUACAGGCUCCCGAAGAGUGAAAUGGAUGAGACGCAAAUCCAAUUGGCUGGGGAUGAUGUGGACUUGCCAGAAGAUCUCCGAAAGAUGGUAGAUGAAGACCAAGAUGAGGAAGAGGAAAAGGAUUCUAUCCUUGGGCAGCUGCAGAACCUCCAGAACAUGGACCUGGAUACCAUUAAAGAAAAGGCGCAGGCCACCUUCACAGAAAUCAAGCAGUCGGCAGAACAGAAGUGUUCUGUCAUGUGAGGGGUGGUGGAGGUGUGGA
Messenger RNA from Myodes glareolus (Bank vole), 622 nucleotides. NCBI's taxonomy places the organism in Eukaryota, Metazoa, Chordata, Mammalia, Rodentia, Cricetidae. The record is from RefSeq and is a predicted model, not a curated record.